This is a messenger RNA of Grammomys surdaster, 2450 nucleotides long. RefSeq names its product EF-hand calcium binding domain 14 (gene Efcab14). Gene Ontology annotation, molecular function: calcium ion binding. The coding region runs from base 505 to 2094 and encodes 529 amino acids. Lineage: Eukaryota; Metazoa; Chordata; Mammalia; Rodentia; Muridae. The transcript is spliced from 12 exons. The record is from RefSeq and is a predicted model, not a curated record.
GAUUAGCGAGUACCCAUUGCCUGCUAUGCUAAGUCUCCUCUCCUCCCAUUCAAAACAAGUUUACUUUCCUUCUGCAUUGGGAAUCUUGUCCAGAGAUCCAAAGUAUCCUUAGUUUUGUGUAUCUUUUCCCAGCUUCUGGAGCACUCCUAGAAAUAUUGGCUGCCUACACGACUAAGAAUCUCGUGCUUUACUUAGCGGGUUGUUUUGUUCUGUUUUCCUUUUGACAGGUAAUAGUUGUUUCAGGAAUUUAUCCAUUUGGAUCGCCAGUUCCUUGGCCAUUUCUAUGUAACUUCCCCCCCAUCCAUCUGAGUCCAAUUUCCUCUGGGCUCUAUUCUCCAGCCCUAAGUAGAUCUGGUCAGUCCCACCUCUGGGUGGGAGUGAUCAGGGGGCUCUGGCCCAGGAUUUCCAACCCUGGAAGGCAGCUGCAAGUCAGCGAGAGAGUUGGGUGUUGGUUACGAACCUGGCAACUCAGGAGUGGGCCCGCCACUCACCCCCCACAAAAAGAUGAAGAAGCGCAAAGAGCUCAAUGCGUUGAUCGGCCUGGCUGGUGACAGUCGGAGAAAGAAGACCAAGCAAGGCCCAAGCAGCCACCGCCUGCUUCGCACUGAGCCUCCUGACUCAGACUCAGAAUCCAGCUCAGAGGAAGAGGAAUUUGGAGCAAUUGGAAAUCGCUCUCGUUUUGUCAAGGGAGACUAUGUCCGAUGCUGCAAGAUCUGCUAUCCCCUCUGUGCCUUUGUCAUCCUCGCAGCCUGCGUUGUGGCCUGUGUGGGCUUGGUGUGGAUGCAAAUGGCUCUCAAGGAGGAUCUGGAUGUCCUCAAGGAAAAAUUUCGAACGAUGGAGUCUAAUCAGAAAAGCUCAUUCCAGGAAAUCCCCAAACUUAACGAGGAACUUCUCAGCAAACAAAAACAACUUGAGAAGAUUGAGUCUGGGGAGCUGGGCUUAAGCAGAGUCUGGAUCAACAUCACAGAAAUGAAUAAGCAGAUUUCUCUGUUGAGUUCUGCAGUAAACCACCUAAAAGCAAGUGUCAAGGCGGCCGCAGACUUGCUUAGCCUGCCCAGCACUGUAGAGGGACUUCAGAAGAGUGUAGCUUCCAUUGGCAAUACUUUAAACAGUGUCCACCUUGCUGUAGAGGUGAUACAGAAGACUGUGGAUGAACACAAGACAACCUUGGAGUUCCUGCAGAGCAGUAUGGAGACCAAUAGAAGCAACCAAAUCAUGCCAUCGCCUUCACCUCCAUCAGAACUUGACAGUAAAACCCACAGUGAAAGUACAAAACAGGAUAUCCUGUACCUGUACAACUCCUUAGAGGAAGUCAACAGUACUGUAGUGGGAUACCAGCGACAGAAUGACCUUAAACUCAAGGGGAUGAGCGAGACCCUCAGUAACCUGACACAGAGACUCAGCCUGAUAGAAAGUGAUGUGGUUGCACUGAGCAAGGCAGAACAAAGAACAAACGUGAACUCCAGCAUGAUGGGUAAUAGGGCUGCCACUCUGAAAAGAGAGUUUUUGGUGACCAACAGAACUGAUUCUGUAAAGAUCCAAAGCCUAAAGAAAGAAGAUAAUUCAAAUUCUCAGGUAUCCGAGCUUCGAGAAAAACUGCAGCUGAUCAGUGCUCUCACAAACAAACCUGAAAGCAACAGGCCUCCAGAGACCACAGAUGACGAGCAAGUACAGAACUUCACAUCAGAUCCUUCAGCAUUGCCAGAAUUUUCACAGCUUCUUGGAGACCAAAUAGAGACCCAACUAAAACCUAUCUCCCUGCCUGGGAUAUCUAACAUCAAAGAGCUUCAGGAUUUAUUCCACAAGACUGGUCAAGAUGUGAAUGGGAUGCUGACCUACCAGGAACUCUGGAAUUCCCUAGGCUCUGCCAUGCCAAGACCAGAAAGCUUGAGCGCAUUUGAUUCCAAUGGAGAUGGGAGAUAUUCUUUCCUGGAGCUAAAAGUAGCUUUAGGAUGCCUAAAGCCAAAAUGUGGUCAGAUGAAACAUGAAAUCUUACUCUUUCCUCAUACUUGUUCACUCAGAGGGAGCCAUGGGUUUUCUGUCCAGAGGAUACCACAUGGAGCAGGCAUGCUUGGAGCAGGAGCCUUCUGGUGAUGGGGGCAGUUUUCUCAGAUCUAAAAAGCAGGUGUGAUGUUUCUCUCUUUACAUGCCUUUUGGGUAGGUCAGGAACAGUCUGAGUAGAAGGAAAUCACCAUUCACCGACGUGUUGAGAACACUCCCAGUGUUGUUCUUAGGAGUCACUGGGCAACUCCAGUAGAAGACCUUCCAGAACUACAUGUGGCUGUAGCCAGUCAGGGAAACCCUGGAGAAGCUGCUAUGAUAGCAGGCUUCUUUAGCACAGGUGAUUCCUUGUUAAUUUUGUUCAAGUUGCCCUGUCAGCUGUAGAUACAGUCUAGUACCCUUAAACCUUCAAAGACAUUUGGUUUUUGCUUUUGCUUUGCUUUGCUUUG